This is a messenger RNA of Diorhabda sublineata, 1004 nucleotides long. RefSeq names its product magnesium-dependent phosphatase 1-like. NCBI's taxonomy places the organism in Eukaryota, Metazoa, Arthropoda, Insecta, Coleoptera, Chrysomelidae. The transcript is spliced from 4 exons. Bases 419 to 907 code for a protein of 162 amino acids. The record is from RefSeq and is a predicted model, not a curated record. Gene Ontology annotation, molecular function: acid phosphatase activity.
CAUGUUACUUUUAUUCUUUGUCCUUACUACCACUCGAAACUUCGACGUCAUGCCGAUCCAAUCAGAAUAGAGUAGAGAGAUAUAUAGAGGGGUACACCGAUGUUCUUUCUCUCCCUAUCAUCAGUGCGGAUCCACUUGAACAAGCUAAUAUACUCCGCUUUUUGUAUCUUCGAUAUAAACUUUAUGGUAAUAACAAAUUUGGACAGUUUAGAAUAUCACCUACCUGUGUACUGAAAUCUGAAGGAAAUGAUGUGGGAAUUCAAAAAUUGAUGACGAAUAACAUUGACAGUAAUGACUCAUUUUUAUUACUCUAGCGUCUCAAUUGGUAGGUGGCAGAAAUAAAUUUGUGUUGCCAAGGUUUGCAUACAAGUUGAUCUUCUUUUUGGUAUGUUCUGUAUUUUCAAAUAAAAGUGAAAAUAUGGAGUCUAAAAAAUUAAAUCUUAUUGUAUUUGAUUUAGAUUAUACCCUGUGGCCUUUUUGGGUAGAUACCCAUGUAACACCACCUUUCCAAAAAAAUGCCAGUGGUCACAUUGUGGAUAGGAACAAUAGAAAGAUAGAAUGUUAUCCGGAAGUUUCAGAAGUUUUAAACGAAUUACAUGAUGAGGGUUAUACAUUGGCAGUAGCUUCCAGAACUUCAGAAAUAAAAGGUGCAAAACAACUAAUACAACUUUUUGGAUGGGAUAAAUAUUUUAAGUACUUGGAAAUAUUUCCUGGUCAAAAAACAAAACAUUUCAACAACAUCAAGAGUCAGUCUGGAGUUCAAUAUAACGAAAUGAUAUUUUUUGAUGAUGAAUCGCGAAAUAUUGUUGAUGUUGGUGGUAUAGGAGUUACAUCAAUACUCGUAACAGAUGGUGUUAAUAGAAAAAUUGUAGAAGAAGGAAUAAGACGAUUUGCAAGGAAAAAAUAAUGUACAAGUUACUUUAAUUUGAAUAAAUAUUGUUAUUUUCUUCUUAUUUAUUAAAACAGUUUUUAAACACUAAAUGGUGCUUAGAAUUUGUAUGCAA